GAGAUUUACAUAUGUGGUACAUAUAGUGCUUAGUUAGGCUUAGACAUGACCACCAGCUCUCUCUCUCUCUCUCUUCCCAUCUCCAAAUUCUGACUCAGUAAAUCAGUCAAAGGGUUCCACCAGUUUUCAGAAAAUUUGGAGAAGAAUUAAGAUCUUGCAAAAUGAGGAAGCGGCAAGUAGUCCUGAGAAGACAAGAACCUUCCGGAAAUUCCACCACUUCAUCUGCCACCGCCCGGACCGUGAGAUAUGGGGAGUGCCAAAAGAAUCAUGCAGCUAGCAUCGGGGGUUAUGCUGUUGAUGGCUGCAGGGAGUUCAUGGCUAGUGGGGAGGAAGGGACGGGCGUUGCGUUUACUUGUGCUGCCUGCGGCUGCCACAGGAACUUCCACAGAAGGGAAGUGGAGCCGACGUCGACUGAGGUAGGGUUCGAGCGUGCUUCACCAUCUUCAAACGGGAGAUAGAGGUAAUAUAUAUUUUGAAUGGGUUUCCAUCUUGUGAUCUGAAGUGUACCUUUAAUUUCUGGCUUUUAAUUAAUCGUUGAUAUAUAUACGAAUGGUUUUCCAUGUGUUGAACUGAAGUGUAUUUCCUUUUUGGUUUGUGAUCGCUGUUGAUGAUCGAGCUUUUAUAACUUGUGUAGAAGACUCUGAUCAGCCUUGUGUUCUAUGAUUGUGUAUUAAGGAAAAAUGAAAAAGGAAGAAGAAAUUAUUGUGAUA
This is a messenger RNA of Juglans microcarpa x Juglans regia, 710 nucleotides long. RefSeq names its product mini zinc finger protein 2-like. Gene Ontology annotation, biological process: regulation of DNA-templated transcription; regulation of developmental process. Gene Ontology annotation, cellular component: nucleus. Gene Ontology annotation, molecular function: transcription cis-regulatory region binding; DNA-binding transcription factor activity. Bases 162 to 458 code for a protein of 98 amino acids. The record is from RefSeq and is a predicted model, not a curated record. The transcript has a single exon. Lineage: Eukaryota; Viridiplantae; Streptophyta; Magnoliopsida; Fagales; Juglandaceae.